AUGCCUACGUUCACGACUGUUGCUUUGGAGACCUUGUUGGAAUCAACAAUUCGAGAUUCAUACAAGAAGCCUUUGAAUUCCGGAGAUGAACUGAAUAAGAAGCAGGAAAGAGAGAAGCAGGAGAAAAGACUUCGACACCGCGAUUUACUCUUGCUAUUGGAAUCCAUGCCUCGGUAUUAUUGUGACUACUGCGAGACUUAUUUGACACAUGAUUCUCCAUCCGUUAGGAAGCAACAUAAUACGGGCUACAAACACAAGGCAAAUGUGCGGACCUAUUAUCAGCAAUAUGAGGCACAGCUUAACCAAAGUUUGAUUGACCAAAAGGUUAAGGAACAUCUUGGGCAAGCUGCAGCGUACCGGCCAGUUGGUGCUUCUUUUAACCCGCUGAGGCCUGGUCUUCCUGUUCUACCUACUCCGGUUUUGCCGUUUCCGGGAAACACACAGUUACCUGCGAGUUUACCCUUGGCCCCAGGAAUGAGGCCUCCUGUUUUGCUGAGACCAGUUCCUGGUUAUAUGUCUGCUCCAGCCAUGCCGCCAGUGAUGGUGCCACCUGGUGCUCCUUCCUUGCCUGGUCAAGUUAAUGGUACCCCCGGGCCUGUGACAAUGAAUGCUCCCUCGAUGGUUCCAGGGAGUACAGGGACAGCUUCUUCUAGUGGUGCCCCUUCAAUGUUUACACCAGCAAUUUAUCAAGCCAAUGCAGCAGCACCAACUGCUGGAAGUAUCGAUAAUUCCAUUACAAAUUCCCAAGCUCCCGAGGCUAGUCAUUAG
This is a messenger RNA of Ilex paraguariensis (yerba mate), 768 nucleotides long. The record is from the annotation of a GenBank genome assembly. NCBI's taxonomy places the organism in Eukaryota, Viridiplantae, Streptophyta, Magnoliopsida, Aquifoliales, Aquifoliaceae.